This is a messenger RNA of Rangifer tarandus platyrhynchus (Svalbard reindeer), 912 nucleotides long. The record is from the annotation of a GenBank genome assembly. Lineage: Eukaryota; Metazoa; Chordata; Mammalia; Artiodactyla; Cervidae.
AUGGCAGAUUCCUUAGAAAACAUCUUUAUCAUUUUAAUAAAUUCAGAAUUCAUAAUUAGUAUUCUGGGGAAUGGAUUCAUAACACUGGUGAACUGCAUUGACUGGAUCAAGAUGCAAAAGAUCUCCUUGGCUGAUCGAAUCCUCACUGCUUUGGCACUUUCCAGAAUUGGUCUGAUUUUGGUAAUGAUGGUGAGUUGGUUUACAAAGGAGUCUUAUCCAUUUUCAUAUUUAGACAUAAAGAGAAAUAAAGUCAUACUUUUUAGUAUUGCUGGGCUCUUGGCCAAUCAUUUUAGUGUUUGGCUUGCCACAGGCCUCAACCUCUUUUAUUUCCUCAAGAUAGCCAAUUUUUUGAAUGCUAUUUUUCUUCACCUAAAGUUUAGAAUUGGAAUGGUAGUUAUGGUAAUUUUUCUGGGGACAUUAGUGUUGCUGCCUUUAAGUCUUACUCUGGUGAGCAUCUAUAUUAAUAUCAAGAUACAUCCGUAUGAAAGAAAUAUGACUUUGAAUUCUAAAAACAGUGACACUGAAACCUUUUCCAAAUUAAUUAUCUUCACCGUGGAAUCUUUCUUACCCUUUACUAUAUCCCUGAGUUGUUUUCUCCUGUUAAUGUUCUCCCGACUGAAACAUAUCAAGAAGAUGAGGAGCCAUGCCACAGGGUUCAGAGAUCCCAGCUGCAAAGCCCACAUCAGAGCCAUGAUCAUGGUGAUAUCUUUUCUCAUACAACUUGCCAUUCACUUUCUGUCUCAUCUCAUGACAACUUUUUAUCACAAUGUGAUGCAAAGUGAACUGGCCUUUACGUUUGCUGAAGCUCUUGGAACUAUUUAUCCUUCAGUCCACUCAUUUGUCCUGAUUCUGGGAAAUGACAAGCUAAGAAAAGCUUCACUUUUGGUGCUGUGGAAGAUGAGGUGUGGCUGA